UGUAGAGACAAUGGUAUGUAAGCAAUAUAGAAGAGAUAAAAAAAGAUGUUUUGUAGAGAGUCGUCCUCGAGUCUUCUGCCCUUGAACAUAGCAAAGAGUCUCAGUCCUCUGUUCCCUAAACCACCAGCACUCAUCAACCCCAUCUCCCCAGGACGUCGGGACAAGCUGCCUCGUCCGAACCUCAGAGGACGAUGUAAGGUCACUGCCUCACGGUUUAAUAUUGAAAAGAUAGGUGAUAUAAUGAAAAAGUCCGUUAAGAAAAUCAAAGUAAAGGGAUUUAUAACGGCCAAAGAAUCGUUGCUGGAUGGCGUAACUUUGCCGAGACUUGACGAUCAUUUAGCUGAUCUCGGUGGCAGAUCACUUCUUGUCGAGCUUAUUAGCACCGAGAUGGACCCGCUGACAGGGAUGGAGAAGGAUCCGGUAAAAGACUACGCACAACGUGUAUGGUCCGAAGUCCCUCAUGAGAAGUACGAGUGCGUGUUUGAGGUGCCUGAAGACUUUGGAACCGUGGGGGCUAUCAGAGUUCAAAACCGAUACCAUAAAGAGAUAUUCCUCAAGGAGAUGGAGCUUGAGUUACCGAACGGGUCCGUUACGUUUACAUGUGACUCAUGGAUCGCCCCGAAGUCCGUUGACCCAGCCAUGCGGAUAUUCUUCUCCAACAAGUCCUACUUGCCUUCCCAAACCCCGGAGCCUCUUAAACAGUUUCGGAAGGAGGAGCUAGAGACCUUACAAGGCAAGAAUCGCGAGCAAGAUGGUGAAUUUGCCAUGCAUGAGCGUGUUUAUGACUAUGACAUGUACAACGAUUUGGGAAACCCUGAAACUGAUCCUCGUCCGGUAAUUGGAGGCCCCUCACAUCCAUAUCCAAGGCGUUGCAAAACUGGUCGCGAACCUUGUGAUUCUGACCCUUCCUCAGAGCAACGCUACGGGCUUAAUUUCUAUGUCCCGAGAGACGAGGAGUUCUCUUCAGCUAAGGGCACUUCAUUCACAGCCAAGGCCAUCUUGGCUGCGCUUCCCUCCGUGAUCCCACAAAUAGAGUCUAUUCUGAUGGAUCCCCAUUUGCCUUUUCCACACUUCAAGGCCAUUGAAAAUCUCUUUGAAGAAGGCAUCGAUCUUCCUAAAGAUGCUGGCCUUUUACCUUUGCUCCCGAGACUCGUCAGAGCUGGUGUUGAAGCUAGCGAUGAUAUUCUCCAGUUUGAAGCCCCAGUUCUCAUUAACAAUGAUAGGUUUUCAUGGUUACGAGACGAUGAGUUUGCUCGCCAGACACUUGCAGGCCUUAAUCCCUAUAGCAUUCAGCUAGUUCAAGAGUGGCCGUUGAAAAGCAAACUAGACCCAGCUAUUUAUGGUGAUCCCACCUCACUCAUUACUUGGGAAAUUGUGGAAAGAGAAGUUAAAGGAAACAUGUCAGUUGAUGAGGCUCUAAAGAAUAAGAGAUUGUUUGUGCUUGAUUAUCACGAUUUGCUUCUACCAUAUGUGAACAAAGUGAGAGAGUUGGAUAAUACCACCUUAUAUGCUUCUCGAACACUAUUCUUCCUCAGUGAUGACAGCACAUUGAGGCCUGUUGCCAUUGAGUUGACAUGUCCCCCAAAUAUCAACAAGCCUCAAUGGAAGGAAGUCUUCACUCCAGGCUAUGAUGCUACCUCAUGCUGGCUAUGGAGUCUUGCCAAGACUCAUGUUAUUUCUCAUGACGCUGGUUAUCAUCAGCUUAUUUCCCAUUGGUUGAGGACUCACUGUUGUAUGGAGCCGUACAUAAUAGCUGCAAACAGACAGCUAAGUGCCAUGCAUCCCAUCUACAGGCUUUUGCAUCCUCACUUCCGCUACACCAUGGAGAUCAACGCUCGUGCACGCCAAAGUCUUAUCAAUGCAGGUGGAAUCAUUGAGACUUGUUUUUGGCCCGGGAAGUAUUCAAUAGAGCUAAGUUCAGACGUCUAUGAUAAACUAUGGAGGUUUGACAUGGAAGGCUUACCUGCCGAUCUCAUCAGAAGGGGGCUGGCUGAGGAAGAUGAGACCGCAAAACAUGGACUACGCCUGACGAUACCAGACUACCCAUUUGCGAAUGACGGUCUAAUAUUGUGGGAUGCAAUUAAGGAAUGGGUGACAGACUAUGUGAAACACUAUUAUCCCGAUGCAGAACUGAUCAAGUUGGACGAGGAACUCCAAGGAUGGUGGAGUGAAGUGCGGAACGUAGGGCACGGUGACAAGAAAGACGAACCUUGGUGGCCUGUCCUCGAAACACAAGAUGACUUGAUUGGUGUGUUAACAACGAUUGCGUGGGUCGCCUCAGGUCACCAUGCAGCUGUGAACUUUGGACAGUAUGGAUAUGGAGGAUACUUUCCCAACCGACCAACCACAACAAGGAUAAGAAUGCCAGUGGAAGAACCGACAGAUGAAGAGCUAAAAGAGUUCUAUGAGACUCCAGAAAAAGUGAUGCUUAAUACAUACCCAUCUCAGAAACAAGCGACGUUAGUGAUGGUCACAUUGGAUCUUUUAUCAACUCAUUCACCUGAUGAAGAGUACAUCGGAGAAUACCCAGAAGCAUCUUGGGCCAACGAACCUAUCAUCUAUGCUGCUUAUGAACGUCUCAAAGGCAGACUCCAAUAUCUAGAAGGAGCGAUAGAUGAGAGAAACGUGACUCUUUCUCUAAAGAAUAGAGCGGGAGCUGGUGUAGUUAAGUAUGAGCUUUUGAAGCCCACCUCUAAGCAUGGUGUUACCGGAAUGGGGGUUCCCUACAGUAUUUCUAUUUAAUCUAUGCAUUUUCUUUCUCUCAAUUGCCUUCCUUUUCUACCAAUGUGGUCAAGAAUAAAUUGUCUUUCUAGAUAAAUAAAUUGUCUUUCUAGAAUAAACCAAUGCGUUUUCACU
Messenger RNA from Camelina sativa (false flax), 2856 nucleotides. Lineage: Eukaryota; Viridiplantae; Streptophyta; Magnoliopsida; Brassicales; Brassicaceae. The record is from RefSeq and is a predicted model, not a curated record.